Molecule: messenger RNA, 3093 nt
Organism: Histoplasma mississippiense
Lineage: Eukaryota; Fungi; Ascomycota; Eurotiomycetes; Onygenales; Ajellomycetaceae
Exons: 8
Coding region: 1-3093 (1030 amino acids)
Biological process (GO): response to oxidative stress
Molecular function (GO): oxidoreductase activity, acting on paired donors, with incorporation or reduction of molecular oxygen; heme binding; monooxygenase activity
Source: RefSeq, a predicted model, not a curated record
AUGACUAUAGGAUUGAAGAAGUGGGCAGUUAGUCUCUGCGCCAGAGCUCUACUUCUUCCUAUCGUCGCAGCUGUGAAGAUAACAUCGAGAAUGACUGGAUCCUGUGGGAAAAAGGCUCUCCGCGAAGAGAUCGAGGAUGGCGUUUUAAAACUGAGCCAACUCAUUCACUCCUUGCUGCGACCGUUGCCUACCCAAACUGGGGAUGGGACUUAUGUCGACGAAACACCGCCUGAACCAAGUUUAAUUGAUGACCUAAAUCAAGUGGACAUCAAGGACCUAGAAACGCUGGCUGAUGUCAUUCGAAAUGCUGCCACAGGAGCGCCUGUCAAUGAUAAAGAUUAUAUCAUGGAGAGAAUCAUCCGGCUCCCUUCUUCGUUACCCUCCAGGUCGCCAAAUGUGGAUAGGCUGAGCAAUGCUCUUCUCUCCCUUCUCUGGAACGAUCUAAAACAUCCCCCGUUGUCAUAUCUCGGUGAACAAACAUCCUUUGGCCACAAAUUGGCAUUGCAGGUUCUUCAUAUGCAAGGACUGUACCAUCGAAGUCGGUCCAACCAGCAGUGCUCCCAGAUCCGGGGGUCCUUUUCGAUAAUUUAUUCCGCACUGACCGCGAUGAUUAUACAUCUUGCCCCGCUUUAUGGCAGUAACCAGGAAGAACAGAAUACAGUGCGAACCUUCAAGGGUGGGAAGUUGAAGCCAGACUGCUUUUCCGAGAAGAGGAUUUUAGGGUUCCCACCCGGUGUUGGCGUGCUUCUCAUCAUGUUCAACCGUUUCCAUAAUUAUGUGGUUGAAAAUCUUGCCCUGAUCAACCAAGAUAAUCGUUUCCCGAAGCCAGCUGAGCCUAGUGGGAAAGCAUAUGCUAAAUAUGAUAACGACCUUUUCCAAACUGGCCGGCUUAUCACCUGUGGCUUGUACAUAAACAUCAUUUUGAAAGAUUAUUUGCGGACCAUUCUCAAUAUCAAUCGGACGGAUAGUGAUUGGAGUCUCGACCCUCGUUCUGAAUCCAUGAGAGGUCUUUUUGGUACGGCGAUCGACGAAGCAGGUGGCAAUCAAGUUUCUGCGGAAUUCAAUUUGGUAUAUCGGUGGCAUUCCUGCGUUUCGGAGCGUGAUGACAAAUGGACUCAAAAUGCCUAUAGGGAGCUAUUCGGUGACGGCAUGGACCCAAACAAAAUAUCCCUAUCCGAUUUUCUGCGGGUUCUCGGUAAAUGGGAAGCUGGACUUUCCAAGGAUCCUCUAAAGCGACCAUUUGCCAAACUUGCCCGUGGAUCAAACGGCUUAUUUAACGAUGACGACUUAGCCAACAUUCUCACAGAAAGCAUUGAAGAUUGUGCCGGCCCAUUUGGAACUUCACAAAUCCCUGCUGUCUUCAGAGCCGUGGAAAUUCUUGGCAUCAACCAAGCACGCCAUGGAGACUUUCGAGCCUCAACGAACAAUGUCGAACUCUAUCCUGGGCCCAUUGCCGAAGAAGCUAAAGAAUCCUUGGUGCCGGGAAGUGGGCUGUGUGCUAAUUUUACCAUAUCUCGGGCAAUCCUUUCGGAUGCUGUUGCCUUGGUGCGAGGUGACCGCUUCUAUACUGUGGAUCAAACUCCGAAGAAUUUAACAAACUGGGGUUUUAAUGAAGCUAGCUACGAUAACACAGUUGACAAAGGUCACGUAUUCUACAAGUUGUUCCUCCGGGCAUUUCCAAGCCACUUCAAGCCGAAUUCGAUCUAUGCCCAUUUCCCUUUGGUGGUCCCCGACGAAAACCGAGAAAUUCUCACACGGUUGAAUUCUUCCAGGAAAUACUCGUGGGACAAGCCGGCGAGGAUUCCCCGUCCAACCAUGAUCGAAUCGUAUGCUGCAUGCGACGCGAUUAUCAAGAACCAAAAAGAUUUUAAAGUUACAUGGGGGGAGGCCAUUGAAUUUUUGAUGCAUAAGGAAUGUCAUUCGUUUGGCAGAGAUUUUAUGCUUUCUGGUGAUGAGCCACCCAAUGCGGCAUCCAGGCAGAUGAUGGGAAGAGCAUUGUAUCAUGGUGAAUGGGAGGCGGAGGUUAAAAAGUUCUAUGAGCAGAUUACGCUCAAACUGCUACACGCAAAAUCAUACAAAAUUGCCGGGGUCAACCAAGUGGAUAUUGUGCGAGAUGUCGCAAACAUUGCCCAGGUACAUUUUGCAGUGGCCGUUUUCGGGCUUCCACUCAAGACUGGCGAUAACCCACGCGGCAUAUACACCGAAUCUGAGCUCUAUAUGAUCAUGGCGCUAGUCUUCGCUUGCAUCUUUUUUGAUGCCGACCCUGCCAAAAGUUUCCCUCUACGUCAGAGAGCUCGGAAGGUUACACAACAGCUUGGAGAUAUUGUCCUGCUAAAUGUACAGCUGAUCAAGCAAACUGGGUUCCUCAGCAACAUGGUUGAACGAUUGUAUGGAAACAAUAUGCUGACGGAGUAUGGGGUCCAUAUGAUUCGCCGUUUACUGGAUUCGGGACUGCCCCCUGAGCAGAUUGUCUGGACACACAUGCUUCCAACAGCCGGCGGCAUGGUAGCGAAUCAAGCACAAUUAUUUUCUCAAUGUCUCGAUUACUAUUUAUCAGAGGAAGGAUCUAUCCAUUUACCCGAGAUUCAUCGAUUGUCGAAGUUGGGAACUGCCGAAGCUGAUGAGCUCCUUUUGAAAUAUUUUCUAGAGGGAUCCAGGCUUCGAGCAACGGUGGGCGUGUACAGGGAAGUUGUCACUCAGUCAACAAUCAAAGACGGUGUAAAAACACUGAGCUUAAAACCAGGAGACCGUGUUGCUUGUAACUUCGCCAAGGCGUCUAUGGACCCGAAGAAGUUCCCUGAACCCGAUAAAGUUGACUUGACACGGGAUCUUGAUUCAUACAUCCAUUUCGGACAGGGCCCUCACAAAUGUUUGGGCUUUGGGAUUUGCAACGCAGCACUAUCGACAAUGCUCAAAACGGUGGGAAAGCUGGAAAAUCUGCGACGAGCACCGGGUCCUCAAGGCGAGCUCAGGAGGAUCCCUGGCCCUGGUGGCAUUAGCAAGUAUUUGGUUGUGGACUAUACUAGCUACUUUCCAUUCCCAACAACGAUGAAGGUACAGUGGGAUGGGGAGCUACCUCCAUGUGCAAAUUAA